Molecule: messenger RNA, 1038 nt
Organism: Pelecanus crispus (Dalmatian pelican)
Lineage: Eukaryota; Metazoa; Chordata; Aves; Pelecaniformes; Pelecanidae
Source: RefSeq, a predicted model, not a curated record
GAUGAGGGGGAUGGAGGGAGGAGAGCUGAAAAGGGAGAGCUACAGGUGUGUCGCUGGGGAAGAAGGGCAAACAGCAAUUGGUCUGGGAGUCUUAUUGUAGCCUCUUUAACUGGUGCUUUUGGGUCGUCUUUUCUUUAUGGUUACAAUCUCUCGGUGGUGAACGCUCCUGCAGCGCAUAUCAAGAAGUUUUACAAUGAAACUUGGGAAAGAAGAUAUGGCUUCUCAGUGGAUGAAAGCAGACUGACUCUCCUCUGGUCUAUAACUGUUUCUAUUUUUGCCAUUGGUGGCCUUGUGGGUGCCAUUAUUGUUACCCCAAUUGUCAAGUUCUUUGGACGGAAGCGUACGUUGCUCCUCAACAAUGUGUUUGCAGUGACAGCUGCGUUGUUGAUGUCCCUCUCCUUGUUGGCAGGGUCAUUUGAAAUGCUCAUACUGGGACGCAUUAUAAUGGGUGUUGAUGCAGGCAUUUCUCUGAGUGCUCUUCCCAUGUAUUUGAGUGAAAUAUCUCCUAAGGAAAUUCGUGGUUCAUUGGGUCAGGUCACAGCGAUUUUCAUCUGUCUUGGUGUUUUCACUGGUCAAGUUUUGGGGCUGCCAGAAAUAUUUGGGCAAGAACCUCAGUGGCCUUACUUAUUCGGAGCGAUCAUUGUUCCUUCAUUGAUUCAAGUUGUGAUUCUGCCUUUUCUUCCUGAAAGUCCUCGUUACCUCCUACUUGAAAAACGUAACACAAGCAAGGCAGAAAAAGCAUUUCAGACCUUCCUUGGGAAGGAUGACGUGUCUCAUGAACUAGAAGAAGUUUUGGCAGAGUCUCAAGUCCAGAGAAACACCAAGUUAGUGUCCAUACUUCAGCUCCUGAGAACCCGCGCUGCACGAUGGCAGGUCAUUACCGUGGUCGUCACCAUGGGCUGCUACCAGCUUUGUGGGCUAAACGCUAUCUGGUACUACACAAACAACAUCUUUAGUGAAGCUGGGAUCAAUCAUGAAACGAUCCCCUAUGUUACUCUAAGUACUGGUGCUGUUGAGACUGUGGCUGCUGUUUUUUCU